GGCGAUGUACCUCAGCAAUGAGGUGUUUCUUCUACAACGAGAUUUAACUCAGCACAUACGCUGCCCAGUUCCGAGAGAAGAUGACCAAUUUGAGUGGACCAGGGAUGUUCUACGUGAGGGGGAUUGGCAUCCAACGCUGGUCGCCCGCUUUUCGAGCCCAGAAUCCGGCACCAACUACACCAUCAGCGAUCACUAUGGGCUGAUGCCCUCCUCACAUGACCUCAUCAUCAAAAAUACAAAAUUGAGUGACGAAGGAGUAUACCACUGUGGUCCAAGUGGGAAGGAAUUUCGGUUUGAAGUUUCUGUCUUGGACACAACGUUUCCUGUAUUUGAUGAUAUUCUGCGUCCAUCAAACGAAAGUCUGAUGCUCCCACGAGGACAAAUGCACAUCAUUAAUUGUCCCGUUACAACCGCAUUGGAUAUUUCCGGCCAUGAUACAGUGUACUGGACAUUGGAUGUUGGGAAGGAGAAUUACACAAGCGUCAUCGGUGCAGUAUUCUCCGAUGGGGAAGCCCUGGUUACUGAUGCCUACCAAGGACGCUACAACAUCAAUGAGGAAAGGAAUCUAGUCGUGAACUCACUAGAAGGCGCUGAAAACCGCUACUGGUGUAACGUUUUCAAGAUACCCCACGGCCUGUCCACUGGGUAUAUCGACGUGACUGGAAAAGUUACGACUCAGCAAGAGUUCCCGUACAUUUCCGGCUGUGACAAAUCUGAAGUCGAAUGCUCCAUCGAAGUCGACCAGAUUACAAGCUUGAAUUGUUCCGUUGCCAACCUCUACCCAAUGGCCAACCUGUCUUGGUCCCUCUCCGGGUGUGAGGCGGGUGACAGACCCCCGUUUCUUACCAACACGUCCUCCGUCUUCGACCCUGGCUCGGAGACAUUCAACCAGUCACAGGAGUUGACAAUCUCAGGGAACACCACCUUCAGAUGCACAUUCACCUGUGAGGCGUCCGGACUGUCCAUCGCUAAUUCUUCCAUUGCGAAAUCAGUCAACGUCACUUGGAAAGAACACAAUGUCAUCGAGCAGGGAAACCCAAUCGGCAUUGCCUUAGCCAUUGCUCUCCCUCUUCUGGUACUGGUUGUGGUAGUUAUACCGAUAAUCAUCGUCGUAUGCAAGAAGAAAAGGACACGAACAGAGAACCGGCACAUCCGGUACACCAAACCCCAAGGGGAAGAAAAUGGAGUUUCUCCUUCCAAAAAAGAUGACCGCGAUGACAAUGCUGCCGAUGGAGCGGAACCUUUGUGUCUUCGGCCAUUGAGUCUUCCGUGAAGAUGUUGCCUUAUAUAUGUUUCAUGUUGUUUGUGUGAGGUCCAAAUCAACCAGGCGACUACUGAAAUGCCUAUCUAGUAGGGGGAGCAGCACAAUGAAUUAAGCGGUGAAUUAAAUAUGCUACUUGAUAAAAUGUUUUGUUUGUUUGUUGAAUGAAUGUAUCCGCAUGCUACUGACUUAGAGUAAUUAGAUUAGAUUCCUUUAUACUGGUCCCUAAGCCAUAUUUAUUUCCUUUAAAGGGAAUA
Messenger RNA from Patiria miniata (bat star), 1518 nucleotides. RefSeq lists its product as uncharacterized. Gene Ontology annotation, biological process: immune response; cell surface receptor signaling pathway; positive regulation of T cell proliferation. Lineage: Eukaryota; Metazoa; Echinodermata; Asteroidea; Valvatida; Asterinidae. The record is from RefSeq and is a predicted model, not a curated record. Gene Ontology annotation, cellular component: external side of plasma membrane. The transcript has 5 exons. Bases 5 to 1273 code for a protein of 422 amino acids.